GGGUAAUAUGGCAGCUGGUAUCAGUGCUAAACAUGGGGUACUGUGCAGUAAAACCUCACUUUAUUAUGGUCUUCACAGAAGGAUGUCACCCAGCACUGGUUGUAUCCAAAGAGCGGCUGAGUUAGCGGCGUUUAGAGCCGCAAGUAGCGCCUCACUGGAUUCACAGCAGAAUGAGAAGUAUUGUCUGGAGCUGGUCAGGUCCAGAGACUAUGACGGCUUUGUGUGCUCCCUCCUCCUUCCAGAGGAGGCUCGACGUUCUGCUUUGGCUCUGAGAGCCUUUAAUGUGGAGCUGGCACAGGUGAAGGACUCAGUUUCCCAGAAGACCAUUGGUCUGAUGCGAAUGCAGUUUUGGAAGACAGCCAUAGAUGACAUCUACAGAGAUGAGCCUCCGAACCAGCCGGUCAGCGCUGAGCUGUGGCGGGCAGUGAGAAAACAUUACCUGACAAAGAGGUGGCUGCAGAGGAUCAUCACAGAGAGAGAAAAGGAUCUGGAUGACCGAGCCUACAGGAACCUCCAGGAGCUGGAGGCAUAUUCUGAGAACACCCAGUCCUCUUUAUUAUACCUGCUGGUGGAGUGUUUAGGGUUAAAGGAUGUCCACGCGGACCAUGCAGCGAGUCACAUUGGUAAAGCUCAGGGAAUAGUGACAUGUCUGAGAGCGACACCAUAUCACAGCAGCCGACGGAAAGUCUACCUGCCCAUGGACAUCUGCAUGCUGCACGGGGCGUCCCAGGAGGAUUUCAUCCGAGGCAGCCGGGAGCAGAACAUCCGCGACGUUGUGUACGACAUCGCCAGUCAGGCCCAUGUUCACCUGCAACAUGCUCGAUCAUUCAGCCAUAACGUCCCAGCAGCCGCCACUCCAGCCUUUCUGCAAACGGUGGUGUUGGAGGACUACCUACAGAGAGUGAGGAGGGCAGAUUUUGACGUUUUCCAUCCGAGUCUGCAGAACAGAAACCCUCUCCUCCCUUUUCAGUUGUACCUGCGGUCCUGGAAGAAGACCUAUUGAGGCCCCUCCUCCUCCUCUUCUUCAUCCUCCUCCUCCUCCUCGGCCUUUGAAGGCUGCAGGACUGAAGCCUCUGUGGAGGACUGUGUCUGUAAAGACUGCUCUGUAUAAAGAAACUCAGACUUGUAUUGAACCUGAGCUGCCACUGAAAUGAAACACUGACCUCAGAGACACACACUAUUGUUUCUCAACCUCUGGCUCAUGGCACCAGCUUUGGUCCUUAAAAUGUUCCGGGUCAUUCUGUCCAAGUGGUACAACCUGCUGACCUGAAACCAUUCAAGUCCACAAAUCAGGGGGUGUCCAACCCUGGUCCUGGAGAGCUACUAUCCUGCAUGUUUUUGAUGUAUCCCUCUUCCAAGAAACCUGAUUCAAAUGAUAACCCUAUCAUCAAGCUCUGCAGAAGCCUGAUAAUGAGAGG
Messenger RNA from Sphaeramia orbicularis (orbiculate cardinalfish), 1418 nucleotides. RefSeq names its product NADH:ubiquinone oxidoreductase complex assembly factor 6 (gene ndufaf6). The record is from RefSeq and is a predicted model, not a curated record. Gene Ontology annotation, cellular component: mitochondrion. Bases 8 to 1003 code for a protein of 331 amino acids. Gene Ontology annotation, biological process: biosynthetic process; mitochondrial respiratory chain complex I assembly. The transcript is spliced from 9 exons. NCBI's taxonomy places the organism in Eukaryota, Metazoa, Chordata, Actinopteri, Kurtiformes, Apogonidae.